GUCAGACCUCAAAAAUAGCCCGCAGGCUGUUUGGGUGGAGGGGGGUACCAGAGGAGUCAUGUGCAACAACCUCCGCCUCAGUCGUACGUGGAGCAGCUUGGAUUAACAAGCUCCUGUGUCUCCAUAUUGUUCUAUAGGGUGUCCACUUCUAGACUCGCUGCUCUUUCCUCCACACCAGCAAUGAAGCUCAGCGUGGCCUUGUUCUUUGCGGGCCUCUUCGGGGCCCUGGCUGUCGUCUUUGUCCUCCUCUCGUUUGGAACAGAUUACUGGCUGUUGGCCUCGGAGAGCUGCACUCAUCCUACCACUGACACCACUUUAGAGCAUGGAGACAUGGUGGAGCAGAAUGUCACUAGUGGGGUCAUGCUGUACCACGAGGGCUUCUUCUGGAAAUGUUUCUUUGGUGGCAAAGUGGAGGAUGAGGACCUGCUAUGGAAGCUUUGGUUCACCAAUCAGCCGCACUCCAAAGUGUGCAUGCACUCCUACCUCUUCCCGUUCCCGGUGUCCCACCACACCCACAACGCCACAGCGUAUGAAUCCGCCAUAAUCUACAGGGGUUUUUGGAGCAUCUUCAUGCUCAUCGGCGUGGCAGCUGUGAUCCUUGGCGGCUUCAUCGUCAUCUGCGCCGCUCCCUUCGCCAACCACUGCUUGUACAAAACGGGUGGAGGCUUCUUCCUGUUAUCGGGUUUCUUCCUGCUGUGCGUGGUGGUGAUGUACGUGCUGUGGGUAGAGCUGCUGGACGUGGUGGACAUUUACGUGGACUACCAGCGCACCUUUGUGUGUCCCAACUUCCACUUGACCCUCAACUACGGCCUCUCCUUCAUGUUUGCUCCCGUCGGCAUCUUUUUCUCUCUGCUGGCCGGACUGCUCUUCCUCCUCAUUGGCCGGACCAUCAAGAUCCACUACCGCUAACUGAAAAACAUGACACAGACACACACGGUGACGGUAUCAAGCUGGGAAACGACUACGGCUUUGCACAAAAGUCUUGGAGGACACCAUCUUAAAGGGGAACAUUAUCACAAUUUCAGAAGGGUUAAAAACGAUAAAAUUCAGUUCCCAGUGGCUUAUUUUAUUUUUCAAUUUUUUUUCAAAAUUUUACCCAUCAUCGAAUAUCCCGAAAAAAGGCUCUACAGUGCCUGAUUUUCGCUAUCUGUGAAGCCACCGUCUAUUUUGCUGUGAUGUCAUCCAGUGAUGCCAAUACAAACAACGUGGCGGAUAGCACAGCAAGAUAUAGCGACAUUAGCUCGGAUUCAGACUCGGAUUUCAGCGGCUUAAGCGAUUCAACAGAUUACGCAUGUAUUGAAACGGAUGGUUGGAGUAUGGAGGCAGAUAGCGAAAACGAAAUUGAAGAAGAAACUGAAGCUAUUGAGCGAAUAGCUAUUGACGCUAUUCCGCGAUCAAACAAUCGGGACUUUUGCAUCUUGGGACACUGGAGCAACUUAAAUCUGUCGAUUGGUAAGUGUUUGUUUGGCAUUAAAUGUGGGUGGAGUGAAAGGCUGAAUGCAAAUAUAGCUACAAAUGUACAUACAGCUAGCCUAAAUAGCAUGAUAGCAUCGAUUAGCUGGCAGUCAUGCCGCGACCAAAUAUGUCUGAUUAGCACAUAAGUCAAUAACAUCAACAAAACUCACCUUUGUGAUUUCGUUAACUUUAUCGUUGGAAAUGCAUCUGCAGGAUAUCCAUACAUCUCUGUGCCAUGUCUGCCUUAGCAUCGCCAUUAAAAUGUGCAGACCAAACGAUCGGGACUUUCGAAACUUGUGACACUGGAACAACUUAAUUGUGUCGAUUGGUAAGUGUUUGUUUGGCAUUAAAUGUGGGUGGAGGGAAAGGCUGGAUGCAAAUAUAGCUACAAAUGUACAUACAGCUAGCCUAAAUAGCAUGUUAGUAUCGAUUAGCAUGCCAUGCUAAUCGAUGCACACUCCACGUAAGUCAAUUUGAAUCCGUCCCUGAUCGUGUUGUUACACCCUCCGACAACACACCGACGAGGCAUGAUGUCUCCAAGGUACCGGAAAACAGUCGAAAAAACGGAAAAUAACAGAGCUGAUUUGACUCGAUGUUUAUAAUGAGUUUGAGAAAAUGGCGGUUGACUACUUAGGUGACGUGACGUCAUUGCUCCGAGAGCAAAUAAUAGAAAACCGUUUAAUUCGCCAAAAUUCACCCAUUUAGAGUUCGGAAAUCGGUUAAAAAAAUAUAUGGUCUUUUUUCUGCAACAUCAAGGUAUAUAUUGACGUUUACAUAGGUCUGGUGAUAAUGUUCCCCUCUAAUCAUGAUUUGGAGAGCAUGAUGAAUGUAGCUCUCAACAAACAGCUGAGUCAGCAUUAAUACCGCUGAUGAGUUCAUUGUAAACUACGGGUACACUUUCAACAUUUUUAAAGGGCAUGCUGAGGUAGAAAAAUGUGCUGCCAGCCUUGUGGAGUUAAAAAAAGGAGGUUGCCUACAGCCAAUGUUUUUGUAACCCUAAUUAGAGAACACUUUUGUUGACCACGCAUCUCCUUGUAAAUUGAACAGAGGCCAUAAUUGAAGCAUUUACCCAGGGGUGUAACGGUACAUGUAUUUGUAUUGAACAUUUAACCAUUACAGUACGGGGAUUUCGGUUUGAUUCAGAGGUGUACCGAACGAGUUUCCACACGGACAUAUUAAGUAGCGUACCGCAUGUUGUGUAAACAAUGCACACAGAGGCACAACACACGGUAUGCUAGCAGCGACCGGGCUACAAUAGACUGACCAUACCUCCUCUUUUCACCGGACAUGUCCUCUGUUGCGGGGCUGUCCGGGUGGAGUUUCUUAAAUGCCUCAAAUGUCCAGCAUUUUAAGUUAGGGUUGCGUGUAUUUUCAAUGUACGUUCAGGGUUAAGAAGGGGUUAAAAACAAAACAAAUUAUGCACGCAGCAACAUUUGUGAGGGAGGGGCAGAGAGAGAGAGAGUAAUGAUAAACGCGCAUGCGUCGCCAGGCUCUGCUUUUUACCCAUAGAUUUAUCAGAUUUUAUUUUGUAUUAUCUAUAGCAGGCGUUUCAAAAGUGUGCCCCGGACGCCAUUUGCGGCCCACAGCUAAUGUUUUAAAGGCCCACAGCACAUUCUAAAAAUACUAUUAAAAUAAACAAAAACAUAAACAAAAGUGAAAUAAAAAAACUUAAAGGCUAAAUGUAAUUUAGAAAAAAUUGCAACAUUGACUAAUAAAACAAAGCUGUUUUAUUUUCUUUCAAACUGUCAUUGCUCAAAACAUAAUAUUGAAUCAAAAUCAAUGUUAUUAUGAAUUAUUGACCUAUCCAAGGUUCCCAUUACUUCACAUCAAAUAUUCCACUAAGAAAAAUAUUUUUGAUGGAAGAUUUUGCAAAUUUAGUAAAUAAAUAACCCAAAAAAUGGAUAUUUUGUUGUUUUCUUACUGUACCGAAAAUGAACCGAACCGUGACCUCUGAACCGAGGUAUGUACCGAACCGAAAUUUUUGUGUACAGUUACACCCCUACAUUUACCACUGUUAUUGGCCUGUGAAACAUUCAACAGACAAAAACAGGGAAUUCCAGACUAUCGGACUUUCCCCCUUCGCUUUGAACCCUGCGGCUUAUAAAACGUUGUGGCUAAUUUAAGGAUUUUUCUUUGCUGACAGCCAUAAUGGAAAUAGUUUUAAAAAACAAACAAGCAAAUAAACUGGAAAGGUGUGUUAUUGUUUGGGCUAUGGUGCCAUGUUUUAAACAAAUUUGCUCACUGCGGCUGCUGCGAUGCCCUUUUUUAUAGAGCAAUUGCUGUUCCGUCUUCUAGCCGUCCAUAGCGUUUUUACUCGUAUGAAUUCUUCAUUCAUCACUCAAAGCAACAUUAGUAAGUUUUACAAUAUAACUAAAAACUGUUUAUACUUAUUAAACCGUCCCAUGUGUGAUGUCUGUAGGAGUGUUUUCAUGCAUAUUUGAACGUUCUAUCGUAUUGUAAUCAAGCAAGCGUUGUUAGCAUUAGCUAUUAUGCUAACACGUUUACAAGUGUCUGAGUUAGUAUUAUGAACUUACAAUGGCAUUCUUUUUGUAUUGUUUCAGGUUCACAAAUUCCUCUGUACACUCACCAAGACGUCAUUGUGGAUUUAUUGAGUCUGUUUAGCUGAUUGGAGAGCUAGGUUCCGAAGUUAGUGGGUCCAUGAUGAUGACUUCUGUUUUGUGUGAACUGCCGUGUUAGAGGCACUGUUUGGAAACAAGUAAGGUAUGUAAAUAAACAUUUACGAUAUC
This is a messenger RNA of Nerophis ophidion (straightnose pipefish), 4202 nucleotides long. RefSeq names its product transmembrane protein 182a (gene tmem182a). Bases 181 to 909 code for a protein of 242 amino acids. The record is from RefSeq and is a predicted model, not a curated record. NCBI's taxonomy places the organism in Eukaryota, Metazoa, Chordata, Actinopteri, Syngnathiformes, Syngnathidae. The transcript has 5 exons. Gene Ontology annotation, cellular component: membrane.